AUGCUGCGACUACCUUGGCUCCAGAGCUCUCUUCCGCUCCUUCUUCUAUUUCUCCUGUGUCUGCACUUGGGACAAGGAGGUCCCUCGAAGUACCAGGAAGGAGACGUCCGUCUGGAGGAUGGUGACACGUUCGCCUCGGGUACUGUGGCAGUUUAUCGUGGAUUCGUCUGGGGUCGUGUUUGUGACGACCACUGGACCAUCAAGGAGGCCAAUGUCGUUUGUCGUCAACUUGGCUAUGGUUAUGCUGUGCGUGCAAUGAAGAGGAAUCACUUCCACUCAAGAUCCAGUCGUAAGUUUGGCACUUUUAUGUGA
Molecule: messenger RNA, 312 nt
Organism: Dibothriocephalus latus
Lineage: Eukaryota; Metazoa; Platyhelminthes; Cestoda; Diphyllobothriidea; Diphyllobothriidae
Source: the annotation of a GenBank genome assembly